AUGAGUGAGGAACUUAACAUUUCAGGUGAGGUUGCCGAUGAAACAAAAGAUUCACCGCCACUUAACAAAUUUGAAAUAAGUGAGGAAGUUCACAGUGCUGAUACCGAUGGAGCAAAAGUUUCACAACCGAUUAACACAUUGGAAAUGAGUGAGGAACUUCACAGUGCAGGUGAGGUUGCCGAUGAAACAAAAGAUUCACCGCCACUUAACACCUUUGAAAUAAGUGAGGAAGUUCACAGUGCUGAUACCGAUGGAGCAAAAGUUUCACAACCGAUUAACACAUUGGAAAUGAGUGAGGAACUUCACAGUGCAGGUGAGGUUGCCGAUGAAACAAAAGAUUCACCGCCACUUAACACCUUUGAAAUAAGUGAGGAAGUUCACAGUGCUGAUACCGAUGGAGCAAAAGUUUCACAACCGAUUAACACAUUGGAAAUGAGUGAGGAACUUCACAGUGCAGGUGAGGUUGCCGAUGAAACAAAAGAUUCACCGCCACUUAACACCUUUGAAAUAAGUGAGGAAGUUCACAGUGCUGUUGCCGAUGGAGCAAAAGUUUCACAACCAAUCAACACAUUGGAAAUGAGUGAGGAACUUAACAUUUCAGGUGAAGUUGCCGAUGAAACAAAAGAUUCACCGCCACUUAACACCUUUGAAAUAAGUGAGGAAGUUCACAGUGCUGUUGCCGAUGGAGCAAAAGUUUCACAACCAAUCAACACAUUGGAAAUGAGUGAGGAACUUAACAUUUCAGGUGAAGUUGCCGAUGAAACAAAAGAUUCACCGCCACUUAACACCUUUGAAAUAAGUGAGGAAGUUCACAGUGCUGGUAAGUUGAUGAUUCCAUUCAAAUAA
Messenger RNA from Lytechinus variegatus (green sea urchin), 846 nucleotides. RefSeq lists its product as uncharacterized. Lineage: Eukaryota; Metazoa; Echinodermata; Echinoidea; Temnopleuroida; Toxopneustidae. The record is from RefSeq and is a predicted model, not a curated record. The transcript is spliced from 12 exons. The coding region runs from base 1 to 846 and encodes 281 amino acids.